Molecule: messenger RNA, 3137 nt
Organism: Cloeon dipterum
Lineage: Eukaryota; Metazoa; Arthropoda; Insecta; Ephemeroptera; Baetidae
Gene: crm
Product: cramped chromatin regulator
Exons: 12
Coding region: 164-2743 (859 amino acids)
Biological process (GO): pattern specification process
Cellular component (GO): nucleus
Molecular function (GO): chromatin binding
Source: RefSeq, a predicted model, not a curated record
AUAAUAUUGCAGAUUUUUCGUGACGUUGCUCCACGCCGACCAAUCAAGGCCAGUGUUUUCGAAAACACUGCUGUCUUAGCAGCUGUCAUCCAAUGGGGGCGCGUACAUGAACGUGUAGUUACGAAGAGCACAUCAAAAGCAAUCAUCGUCGCAGCAUUUAUGAAUGGAGAAAUCGGGUCAGCAGAUCCGCGAGUGUCUGCACAGCCAUGACCUGAGGAGCCUGGACGCCACCAUGGUGACGGAGGGAAGCAGCGUAGAGCCUCAGAACGUCGCCAAACUCGUUCCGAUCAGAACCAGCGCCAGGGUAUUGAGGAAAGUGAAACUCGACCAGGAAAUCAAAUCGGUGAAGGAGGAAAAGUGCAAGCCGCUGGUAGCUGGACCGGUCAAGCCGCUAGUUGCUGGACCGUGCAAGCCGCUUGUGACUGGACCGUGCAGCUCUUCAAACACAGAUGGAAAACGGAAAAGGAGCUGGGGCCUCUGGUCGGUCGAGGAAAAAAACACGUUUUUCGAGGCUCUUAACGAGUACGGCAAGAACUUUGAUGCCAUUCAAAAUUAUUUCCUCACCAAAGCUAAGAAAAAACCCGACUUUGAGGCAAAGAAAAAAGACCAAGUUCGCUACUUCUACUACAGGAACUGGCACAAAAUUUCCAAAUUCAUCGACUUCAACCCUGAUUUAGGGAAAGUGAAUCAAGAGCUUUUUGCCCUGAUAAACUACGGCGAGCUACGCAAGAGACUGGGCCGCUCGGUGCUGGACAAAAACUUGCAUGUCAAGCUGCAAGAGCUGAUUUUCGACGGCACCACACAGAUUAAACUGAAAGGAAAGACCAUCAGGAUUAAGACGCCGCCGUGCAGGGCUCUCAGGAGGCUAGGGCAAAUGGACAAAAGAGAAGAUGCGCCAAAACUGCCAGCAAGGGUAUCGAUUGAGAUGAGGCCACUGAACAACACAACCUGGAGUUUUGUCCACUGCAAGGCUCAAAAUCCUAGAGUAGUGGCCAACAACCUCUCAAUACAGUACAAGCUGUACAUGUUAAUCACCGCUCUGCAGAACAAGUGGCAGAGCAGGGACAGCAAAGCUCUGGAGAAACUGGCCGCUGUAGGCGAGAUGAACGUUCCUACACCAAAGCAGACGAUGAGACUGAGACUCGCCCCAAGGGCCGGGCUGAAGAUCUCGUUGCCAUCGGUGAGCUCUGUCGAGACUACUACGGUGAAUCCUGUGAUUUCGCUCAAAUCGCUGGAAGAGAGGCUGAUUUCGAUCCGGAAGCAGGGUGGUCAGAGGAAGCCAGGCUCCAAGAGGAGCAAGAAGAAAGUGGCCGCUGUUAACCUCGACAAGAGCGAAUCUCAGUACGCGGCCGCCACCGAGCAGCUGCUCGCCCUGCAACUGGAGGGAGACGACGCCACCGACGGCGACCUCAAGAAGUUCCUUAAAGAGACCGACUGCGAAGACGUGGAAGUGUCCGUCGUCACCCGUGUCGAAACCAUCAAAUCCGGCUGGACGCUGGAAAACGCCAACCAACUCACUCUAGGAGAUUUAUAUGCUAUGUUUGGAGAGAACUCGAGGCUGCUUUUAGACUACUCGUGGGAGGAAAUUCCCUCAAUUGUUGCUGUGAAUGGUUAUGAUAAGGCUUUUCUUACAACGAUCGUGCAUAGACUCAUAAGUAUGGCCAGACUCAUGCCCAUGCUGAAGAGUAAGUCGUCAUGUCCGUGCGGCCACGUGUGCUCAAAGCGGCCAAUGCGUAAUCGACAGAAGGCGUCCAAGCCAAAGGCGGCCGCCGGAGGAGCUGCGGCCUCGAUGGUAACGCCCAAGGAGCAGGCGCCGAGCAGCAGCGCCCUCCAGGCCUCCGCGGUUGUCAUUCCGAGUACGUUUCCGCAAGGUGCCGGCGUUUCCAUCCAAGCGACGCCUGUUGCGGCAUCUGUUCCGUUGUUCCGCAGGCCGCUGUUGGCCCCUUCGCAGGUGAAGUCAAACCAGCAGCAAGGAGAGGCUGAAGAAGCCUUCAAAGCUCGGAUGGAGCAAUUCGGGCUGAAAAAGUACUGCAACCGGCCUGGGCGAACGAGCCGGAAAAACAUGACAGUGCAAAGGGUGGUUAGCACACUGCUGCCAAAGGUUCCUGACGGCAUGGUGGCUCUGAUGCCCAAGAACAUAGUGACCUUCACCAGUGGCCGAGCUAAUGUGAUUUUGCCCGUGAUCCAGGGCCCUGCCCCUAGCACCGCAAAGCCCAAGAAGCCCAAAGUUGUACCCGCACCGCCUGUGGCCACGUUCCCUGCCGAGGCGCCGACGCCCACUGUAUCCUCCUUUGAGCCCAAAGCCACAAUCUCGUCGCUCCUAGGCCUCAACCCUGAGGACCUCUCAUUGGGGGUGGAAACCUCCAGCCUGAAGGACGUCACUCUCAGCAAUGACGAUACUACACCCAGUUUUGUUGGAUUAUUGGGUCAAUCUCAAAGUACUGUACCUGAGGCUCCUGCCAUCUCGCCACCUAUGAGUCCAACUCAAAUUCUCAAAGAGUCUGACAAUCAGUGGCUGAAUGCAGACGUAUCUGAAUUUUCUCUCAGUAGUUUUCUGGGACACCUGGAGUCUCCUAUGAAAACCUCUGUCAAUGGUACAAAUGCCGACGAUUCACGAAUGUCGCAAGAUGUUGAAGCUCAAUUCCAAAGUCUCUUGUCUGAAAACAGCUUGGAGUUUAUCUCAAAUUUCGCAGAUCUGGCAUCUCAUUUCACACCUGACUCAACAUCAAGCAGCAAGAAGUAGGUAAAAGGCUAUUUUUUCAUCGCCAUGCCAUGAGUUGCAGUUUCAAACUUGACAGCCCACCAAAUAUUAUUUUUUUUGUGGAUUUGUUAGUAUUGGCCUCUUGCAAACAGACACUGAGAGUGUGUAGCUACAGAUUUUAUAACCUAGAGCUGUGAUAAAACCAUUAAACUGACUAGAGUAAAAUAGAAUGCACACAGCAGAGUCGAUGUUACGUUCAGAAUAAUUAGAACUCAACCUUCUUUUGAGAGGCGCACAAAUAGCAAUAGCCACGCAAGAAAGAAUCAAUUCUGAGACGACUUUUGUAUCCGCAUCACUUGCAAUGGAAAAGUGCAAAAUUUAUUAUUUAAGGCCAGUAAGUGAAAUAAAUAAAUAAAAAAGAUUAACAUUCAUGUGA